GGAACGAUAGUUAAACAUUCUCCCUAUCAACAUUAAGAUGUCGUUCGUUCAAACAAAGUUAAGUAUAUAUUGCGUGUUUAUUGUUACGGAAUAACUUUAAACUUUAGAAAUGUAAACUUUAUACGGUCUAAUACACAAACAAAAUAUUUAGUGACGGACUUUAUACUUACUUCCUUGUUCACUUCACAGAAAUGAAGGAAAGGAAAUGUUGGGAAUAGUUUUCUUACUGUGUCUGAACUUUUACAUUUCUUCUGCAGAUCUAGCCGCUAUCGUGGGCGGAAAAGUUAAUCUGGAUUGUGAUAAACGUGGUGCUUCUUUUGAAUGGCAAAAACAGGACAACUCUUAUAAUUUUUUAUAUUUACCUUAUGACGAUGUGAAGUAUGACGGAAGACGCACAUCUCAUCUAACCAUAAAAAACGUUGAUACAAAUGACUCCGGUGUUUAUCGUUGUUAUGCAUAUUAUAGAGAUGGUAACUUCAAAGCAGCUGGUUCUAAUGUAAUGGUAACAGUAACAGUAAAUGGAAGUUGGGGAUAUUGGAGUGCAUGGAAUGAUUGUACAGUAUCGUGUGGUGGUGGCCAAAGGUUAAGAUACAGAAUUUGCAAUAAUCCUCCUGCAUCCGGUGGUGGUUCAACAUGUAGUGGUGACAAUAAGGAGUCCGAGAAUUGUUCUAAUAAUAAAUGUCCAGUAAAUGGAAGUUGGGGAUAUUGGAGUGCAUGGAAUGAGUGUACAGUAUCGUGUGGUGGUGGCCAAAGGUUAAGAUACAGAAUUUGCAAUAAUCCUCCUGCAUCCGGUGGUGGUUCAACAUGUAGUGGUGACAAUAAGGAGGCCGACAAUUGUUCUAAUAAUAAAUGUCCAGAAUGGUCCGAUUGGCAAUCUUGGAAUCCGUGCUCUGUGAGCUGUGGUUACGGGUCGAGAUCGCGUAAUCGUUUUUGCCAGCAAUGCAGUAGCAGUUGUACGUUUGUUGAUGUCGGAUAUUGCAGUGGUUCAUCACUUGAAACUGAAAAAUGCUCAUUCAAAUCAUGUAAAGGUAGUCUAUAUGGUUCUUUGACAAUUGGAUGUGAUUUGAUAGUGACAGGUGGAACUAUUUACUGGCAGAAAUAUGAAAAUCAAAAUAUUAUACCCGAUAACAGAAGUAAAUAUAGUGGAAUACACGCUGCCAGUCUGACAAUAUUCUAUUUGCAGUACAACGAUGAUGGCCGCUACAGAUGUGAAUUAUUUAGUUGGGGUAACUUGUAUUCCUAUGGAAAUUACACACAGAUUACUGUUUAUGGUAAGCCGCAGGUAACAAUAUCUCAUCCAUUAUAUGCUGUUGAAAUCGGAGGAAGUAUCACAUUUUACUGCAGUAUUCAAAGUAACCCAGCAGUUAGUGAGUUAUGGUGGACUGAUAACCAAGCCCAAGUUAUCAUUGACGCACAAAGAUACAGUGGUGGAAACAAGCAAAACCCUAAUCUUACCAUUAUAAGUGUGAAGGAUUCCGAUCGUGGUGUAUAUACAUGUAAUGCAAAGAAUACAUUCGGUACAGCGGAGGCAAAUACCACGCUAAUCUCUGGAAAUAUAUCUCAGGCAACCAUAUUGAAGGACUAUUAUGUCGCCAUAGAAGGACAAAAUAUAACUCUAGAAUGUCGCAUAAAGACCGACCAGUCAAAUAAAGAUCUAUACUGGUUGAAAGGCACAAAAAAUCAGAGGCUUUAUCGGACUGACAAAUAUAGUGAGAGCACACUAAGUAAACCGUCUCUGACUGUUAAGAAUAUAAAGAAGAUUGAUGCCGGAAAUUACACAUGUAAAUUGGUAAAUACAUUUGGAACUUCUGAGGACGUUGUUGAAUUGAAAGUUCUUUCUGUAUACGUUCAAGAUCCAAUAAACCUGAAUAUAAGGGCAAAUGAAACAGUAACGUUACCAUGUGUAGCUACUGGUGGUAAUCGUGUAGCAUGGCGACGAAAUAAUCAAGAGAUUGUUACAACCAGUAGUAUGGAAUAUAGUGGAGGUACUGUGAAUACUCCACCGCUAACAAUCUCAAAACUAAGCAGGUACCACUCGGGGAACUAUACAUGUGAAACAUCUUACGACCUUGUUAAAGUCACCAGCAAGAAAGCUAUUCAACUGUAUGUGAAAGAUACUCCAUUAGUAUACCGAUCAUCAGAUAAUAUUCAAGCUUCAACUGGUGAUACUAUUCAACUCAAAUGUGUUCAUGAGUCAUACCCUGUACCUACGGCAGUCUUUUGGAAAAGAGAUGGUGAAUAUCUGAAUGUAUCUGAUUCAAAAUAUAAUGGAAGUUCUAUUAAAGAUUCAUCUUUAACCAUUUUGAACACGGAACAAAUAGAUUCAGGCAUUUAUGUGUGUGGCGUAGUCAAUGAAAUAGGAACAGGGUACAGUAGUAGCAUCCAACUAAUAAUUACAGAUCCAGAAAAGACCAGUACUGCUUUAGCAUCAGCUGUUGGUGGUGUGAUAGGAGUAAUAGUUGUAUUUGUUGCUGUAUUUAUAUGUUUUAUUGUCUUCCGACGAAGACGAAAUUCACAUGAGAAAAACACAAAGAGACAGAAAGUGGACACAAGACUUACAACGUCUGAGCAGGCCGUUCAGUACAGCACAGAAACAAAAGCUCAAGGGGAAAUGUAUAUGAAUAUAGGCCGGGUCUCAUCUACUGAUACUGAUGAGGAUGAAGCGCCUUCGUCAAUACUGACGAAACUGAAUCCAAACAAAGAGACGGAGCCUAAAUCAAGCAAGAAAAUGAAAUCAAAUGAUAAUGAAUCUACCAAACAAAACAAUACAAAGGAAAAGACCCCCUUAAACAGAAACCUGGACAAUGGCAAUGAUGAUUCAACGUAUUACAACAUUGAUGACAUAAUCACAAGUAUAAGAGUCAGUGAGCUGAAAAAUUAUAUUUUCAAAAGAAAAUCGAAUAUGAAUGUCAAGUUAGAAGAUGAAUAUAAGAAAAUACCAUAUGGAGUUCAACACCCCACUACAAAGGCUCAACUAAAAGAAAAUCUACCAAAGAAUAGAUUUAAAACAACUUUUCCAUACGACCAUACAAGGGUAGUAUUGGAACCAGGUCAUGGAAUAGCUUCAGAUUAUAUAAAUGCCAACUAUGUUGACGGUUUUGAAAAGGGAAAGUGUUAUAUAGCAUCACAAGGACCAGUAAAGCAUACUAUUAAUGACCACUGGAGAAUGAUUUGGCAAAAUAAUACAAGAAAGAUUAUAAUGUUGACAAAUUUGGUAGAAGGCCCAAAGAGGAAAUGUGAACAAUACUGGCCAGAAGGAGGAAAACCGAUCACUUAUGGUAAUCUUGUUCUAACCCUACUAACAGAAAAGGAACGAGCUGCAUAUAUCACGAGGGAGAUACAAGUUGAAGACAAAAAGACAAAAGAGAAGAGAUGUAUCAUACAGUACCAUUUCACUGCCUGGCCUGAUCAUGGAACACCAGAUCCUCUGUACCUUGUAUUGUUUCACAAACAUGUGAUAUCUGAUCAUACAAGUACUGAAAAUAAUGGACCACUUCUUGUUCAUUGCAGUGCUGGUAUAGGCAGAACUGGGACAUAUAUCGGACUUGAUGCUUUAUAUGAAGAAGGACGUGCUACUGGGUUUGUGGAUGUCGUUAAGUUUGUUAAGAAAAUGAGGUACAGCAGGAUGAACAUGGUGCAAACACCUGAGCAGUAUGUUUGCCUGCAUUAUGCCUUACUUGAGGCUUUCACAAUGAAGGACACCAACGUUGGAAAGGAAGAAUUCGGAACUAUCUGGCAGGAAAUUGUGUUAGAUAAGGGUCCUGUAAACAGACAACGUCUUCAUGAAGAGUUUAAGAUGCUUGAAGCUAAGAAAUCGGAGCAUGAUCAGGCCCAAUAUGUUGCUGCUAAAAGCCCCGAAAAUGUAAAAAAGAACAGAAACAAGAGUAUCAUUCCUACGGACAACAACAGACUGUUUCUUACUUCAUAUGAAAAAGGAAGAACUGAUUAUAUCAACGCUGUGCAAGCUCCAUCAUAUACAAAGUUUGUUGGAUAUUUGACAACACAGCUACCACUACCGGACACGAAAGUUGACUUUUGGACUAUGGUUAGAGAUCACAAUUCGUCUACAAUUGUUGUGUUUCUAAAUGACCCAGCUGAGGCUGACUUGGUUUACUCAACGUCUAAGGACUCAUUUACAUGUGGAAAAUAUAGCUUGACAAUAACAAACAGAGGAAAAGAAGAUAUGGAUGUUACAAGUUGUAAAGUCAUUCUAUCCAAGAAGGAUGACAAAGCGAGAGAAAUAGCCCUGUAUCUUGCAGUGACCAAGGGCCUUCCUGAUGCACAGGUUUUGUGCAAACUUGUUAAUCUGAUAUCUACUCGUGUUAGCAUGUCAAAUGAUCCAGUGACCGUUGUCAGCGGUGAUGGAGCCAAGAACUGUGGGGUUUUCUGUACAUUUGCAAACGCUGUUUCCAGUAUGACAAUAGAUAAUAAUGCAAACAUAUUUCAACUAGCCAGACUGUUGCAGUUAAGGAGACCAGAGUUCUUUUCUGAUUUUAAUGAAUACCGUCUAUGUUAUGAAGCUUUGAAUCUCUAUUUGGAGUCCUCAAGCGUUUACGCAAAUUUCUGAUUGAUUGGGAAAUCAUUUGAUACAGAUGUCAAUAAAGAUUGCGGUUCAUUUAGGCAUUGGGGGCUUUUGUAAAAUGUCCGAAUUCGUUAAAGACGGAACAACAUGGUUGAUUAUUUGUAUAGCUUUUGUUUGAAGAACAUUAACUAUUUAAAGGACUAUUGCUUACUAUUGUCAUUACUGUAUGUAUUUAUUAAUUCAUUUAUAUAUUCAUUGUUAUUCGUUAUCAAAUUAUUGACAAACUCAUGACAUGUUUUCACCCUAGUCUUAUGUUGGUCUAUCCCCGGGAAGGAACUUGUAGUUUAAGUUGUCGUCUGUUGCCGACUGCCGGCGUUUAAUGUUAUAAAGCUAAAAUCCUGCUGUAAGCUUAACCAUUAGAACUCCUUCGCAUUUUGUUAUCCGGUACAUUUUAUAGAUUAAUCUACGGUGUAAUCAUCCUCCUUAUUGAAGGUCGUACAUCGACCUGUAACAUCUUUGACCUUUUUGUUUCUUGUAAAUAGUUGUAUCAUUGGCUACCAUACCAUACUUCCUGAUUUUUAUAUACUGCAUUGAAUAAGAUUUGAGAUGGAUAAUCUGGUAUUUCUUUUAUUAUCUUAUUAGUACUAGUGUUAUCGACUGUUGUUAUGUGUCUUUUGCUACAUUUUAAUAUUCUAGGUAACUUGUUACAAAGAGUCAUGUAAGUUGUACACCUACUAAAUGGUAAAUAAAUAAGUUGAAAACCAAUUUGUGCUUCACAUGGGUUUUUUUUUUCUUUCUUUUUGUUAUUAUUUUGAUUGAAAGAAUUUCAAAGAUAACUUGCGUUUUAUAUAAAUUAAUUACAAGGGGAAAGAAACAAAGGUGAUAAAAUAUAAUUCAUCCAUCAUUUUUGGUAUAAACUAAACAUCAAUAUCAAAUUGUAAUUUCCUUAGAAGAAUAAUGAUUUUCUUUUCUGCUUUUUCUCAAAAAUUAUUCAAUGCUUGUGCAUUUUCGAUAUUAUUUUUUGUAUUUGUUAAACAUUUUGCAUGUUUCAUAUAACAUGCAAUGAUCCAUGACAAGGAAUACCAUAACCUCAAUAUUGUAUAGCCAUUUUUUCCUGUUUUAUUAUUUGUUAUGAAUUGAUAUAGUGCUUUUAAUAAAUAUAUGUUUAUUUUGA
Mytilus californianus (California mussel) is the source of this 5696-nucleotide messenger RNA. Its product is annotated as receptor-type tyrosine-protein phosphatase mu-like. The transcript is spliced from 28 exons. Bases 206 to 4567 code for a protein of 1453 amino acids. Gene Ontology annotation, biological process: protein dephosphorylation. The record is from RefSeq and is a predicted model, not a curated record. Gene Ontology annotation, molecular function: protein tyrosine phosphatase activity. Lineage: Eukaryota; Metazoa; Mollusca; Bivalvia; Mytilida; Mytilidae.